Gekko japonicus is the source of this 5429-nucleotide messenger RNA. It is a transcript of the gene PIK3R6, whose product is annotated as phosphoinositide-3-kinase regulatory subunit 6. Gene Ontology annotation, cellular component: phosphatidylinositol 3-kinase complex, class IB. Gene Ontology annotation, molecular function: 1-phosphatidylinositol-3-kinase regulator activity. Lineage: Eukaryota; Metazoa; Chordata; Lepidosauria; Squamata; Gekkonidae. The transcript has 21 exons. The record is from RefSeq and is a predicted model, not a curated record. Bases 435 to 2735 code for a protein of 766 amino acids. Gene Ontology annotation, biological process: positive regulation of MAP kinase activity; G protein-coupled receptor signaling pathway.
UGCCCUCCGUUCUUGGCAGUGGCGCCCUCCCUGGCAGCGUCCGCCUCCGUCGCCUGCCUUCCUUUGCGCGUGGAGCUUCCGAAGAGCAGCCAAAGGGCAGCCCGCUGGUGGCUGAGCUCAGCGCUUCCUCGGGCAGCUCUCAGCGCCGAUAGAAGAAACUGACCCAGGAGAGCGGCGCAGCCUCCUAGACGCUGGACGACAACGGAACGGAAGCCCCUUUUGUCCUAUCGGAGGCGAGGCGACUUUGGCAGAUUCUUCCGAGCGCGCCAGAUGACUUCCUGAGCAAUCAGAGGCAUCUCUAGGCAAGAGAAGCCCUCCGCUGGGACCCCGGCUCGACCCACAGACAAGAGCUCCCACAGAAGCAACAGAGGAUAUGCGGCUAUGCUGACUGAAACCAAACUCUCUGGUUACACAGCUCUCCAACAAGUGUUAGGAUGGAUAAACCCACAACCACAUCCAGCAGCUCUUCCCUAGCAGUAGAGAACCCAGAGGUAGAGUCAGACUUUCUCCGAAGUGUGCAUGCUCUUCUUCGAGAACUUGAUGGUCAACGUCCAGCCUUCCAGAGUGAGCAAGGGAUGCUGCGAUGGACCUUGCACAAGAAAAUUGACAGGAAUCUGAGCAAUGGAGUCCUCUUGGUCAAAAUCUUGGUGAAAGAAUUGGAAAGGGCAGAAAGAUAUGGCUAUCGACAAUAUAUCAUCCCCUUGCUUCAUACGCUGAUGUACACCCUGGUGAAGACAUCUGGCAUUCAUCCUGAUUAUUUGAAUGUGGGGGUGUAUGAUUUCUGCAAGAAGUUACUUACCCUGCCCAAACCUUACUGCACCAUUGGGCUGCACUAUGCUCAGCAGUUAAAACUGGAAAGGACAGUACCAGGAAUAUUAUAUCAAAGACUGGUCUCUGCAGAACAGAGUCUCAAGAAUGACGCAUUCCCUUAUCAGAAAAAGGUUUUCAUGUUUGCAGACCCAGAUCUGAUCUCUGAGGCUGUGUGCAGGGCAAUUGCUACUGAGAUCAAGGCUGCUCGCACAUCCCAAUCCACCAGAUCCUGCAUGAUCUAUGUGAUAGAAUAUGCUCUUCAAGAAGGGCUGAAAGAACACUGUGAUUUUAGGAUAUUGCAAGCAAUUCUUCAGGCAAAGCCCCUAGAUGAGAUUGAGCACUGUUUCCAGAAGGUGGUGGCAGCCAUGGAACGUGCCGGAAGAGAUUUGAAUGCAGAAUACAAUCAGUAUGUUGAGGAACUAGAAAAAAUCUAUAGCACAUUAUUAACCACUUCAAAAAAAGAUGAGGAGGCUGCAGCAGAAGGAAACCCAGGCAUCCCUUUGCCCAACCCCAACAUCAGCUUCCACUUGUGGACAGAUGAAGAUCAGCUCUGUGAAGACCUUGUGCUGUUCCUCUGCCCACAGAGUCAGUCCUGUGAGGAUGACUCUCUGAAUCAAGUACUGGAUAGCUUUGAGAUUCAACAAAUGGGACCUGACUAUGACGGCUGUGAGCAGGCACGCUUCUCUGUGCUGUCCACUGACAGUGGUAUUGAACGGGACCUCCCCCUGCCAGAUGAUGAAGUUCCUGAGGCUGAACACUCCCGACUCCAGAGGAAGGGGGGCAUAAAGAAGAGGACUUCUACUCUAGACUGCUUAUCACUCCUACAGACUGGGUCCAGUGGGCAAGGUGCAAAGCCUGCUGGGAAACUGCACCGGAAAUGUGGCGGUAGUGUCAUGGAACCCAUCGCUCAGAUGAAAAGACUGCACACGGCUCAAGUCUUGGUGCUAGGUGAUGACAGAGUUUUGGCGCGCCUUGUCCAGGCCUAUUAUUCCUUGAGGAAGCGAGAGAGCAGACGUGCAUAUCUUACACCUAGGCUAAAAGUGCAGUUUUAUUAUGUGCCUGUGAUGGAAGAACAGCCCAGCUCUCGCUCCAUGGAGGAAUAUGCUCUGCCUGACCUGGCAGAGCCUUGUGAGUUGGCUGCUUAUCUUGGAAGAGUUGAUCCAUGGUAUGAGAGCAAUGUCAACACCCUGUGUCACAUGAUUCCGAAGCUGGCCACCAUGCCCUCUACUCCAAGUAAAACUUCUGUCUCAGAGUUGUUCAUCAUUGAUGUGAUUGCAUAUUAUGUGCGUCUGGGUUUGCAACCAAUCUACUUCCAAGUAUAUACAGUGAAGCUUUUCUUCAAGAAUGAACGUUUGGAACCAGCUGAGGAUAUCUUCCUCACUGAACUGCUUGUAACCCUGGAAGAAUAUGAACCCUCCAGAGACAAUCUGCUGAUGAAGAAAAAAACUAUGAUAGAGGUUCCUGGUGCAGAUGUUACACUUGUGUAUAAAAAGGUUUCGCUAAGUAACCGUGAGAAAGAGGAGACUACUUCUUUGCGAUCCACAGGCUUGGUUAUGAAAGCCAUUCCUUCAAAUGAGACUGAAGAUCUGGUGUGCUUGAAUGUCAGUACUGCUGAAAUUGUAAAGACAGCCAACCUCUCAGGACGAUCAUAUUCUUUACUUACAAACAAGAUUCGAACGCGCAACAUCAAAAUGCAAAGCACAGAACAAAGAUCCUUCACUGUGUGCCUGGACAAGGACUCCAGAAGAGUCUACAAGAAUGUGACUGGCAUUGAAGUUUCCCCAUGUUUGGAACCUAGCUAUUGCUUGCAAAAGACAAGAGCCAGGCGGACUAGUUUGUCAGGAGAUGAAGAUGUAGGACUGGCCAAAUACUUACCCAAGUCUUUGUUACUACCCAUUAAUACUUUUGCAGGCAUAAUUCAAUGAAGAAGGUAAAGUUCAGUUAUUCAGAUCCUUUGCUGGGGUGCCACUGAAUACCCCAAAGCUUGAGGACUAAAUAGAAAGGGCUCCAUGGGAAAGGCAAAUGAGUCUGCUGUAGGAAACAGCCUGGCCCAAUUUGGAGAAGGUGAGAGAUUUUGUAACAGGGCAGAUAAUAAACUGGGGAACAGAUGGAAGAAGAAACAAUAAGGCAUUCAACCUUCUUUCAGUGUGCCCUGCAUAUUAAGCCCAGGAAAAAGUGUUGCAAGGAUAAUUUACUUGAGUAUUUUCUUACACCAUGAAAGGAGAGGACAAUAGUUGUUUUUUUGUUUCACCUUUCACAGAUCAAAUUGAAAUUAUGGUAAAUAAAUGUUACAGUAAAUAAAUUUUCCUUCAAAUACUUCCUCAGACUCAACUCAAGAUCAUAGCUCUGUAGAAUUAGGCCCUGUUCAAACAUGUCAGAGAUAUGAACGCUAUUCUGUAGAAUUGCCACAGGUUGAUGGUGGUCACCAAAUUAAAGAUUUAUAAUUCACACCACAGAUUCAAAUAUUUAGUAAGAAAGUUAUUGAGAUGGGGUUGUAUAUGCAUGUCCAUGAAUUCCCAUCAGAUUUUACCAGUCAAGGAAAUACAAAAUAUAAUUGGAAACUGGAGUACCUGGAAACUUGGAAUACUUGGAAACUGUCCUAUAUAUAGUAGCUGUGGGAAACUGCACAAAAUGAAAAGUACCACAGACAGGACAAAAAUCUCGGUGACAGAACUAAAGCAUUUUGCCAUGAGAACUAGACUAUGUGUGUUUUAUAGGGUGUUUUGACUAUGAAGUCAAUCAGACAUGGAUGAGCAGCCUCCAGCACAGGUGGCAUAGACAGAAUGAGCUUGUGGCUCUUUGAUUCAAGAACAGGAAGGUGAUGUGGCUGAUUGUGCCAUGAUGUGCCAGGUCUAGCUUCCUGCUUUCUCUCUAUAAGUGCACUGCUGCUUUUCCUGUAGCUCAGUAGACUAGAGGAAAAAGCCACUGCAAGGCUCAGGAGGCUGUGUAUGUAUUGCAGUGUGCAUUAGAGUAGGGAUUAAGUUUGACCUUUAUUUGUGGCACACUUGGACACCACAAAUUAGAGCAGAGAUUGCAUACAGCUCACCAGCUCUCCGACUUCUCAUCUGCAGCUGUUUUUCUGAACUGGAAUCCUGCUAAACAACACACCAACCAGGAUGUGGAGCCUAGCCUGUGUGCUUUCAAACUGUUGUCUUCUAAUUCACAUAAACUCUGUGGCUUCAGCUUCAGUCUGGCAUUCUGUGACUGGGUUUAUGAGUCUUUUGUUUUGUUUCAUGCUUCCUUUAUUGGCCACUUGGCUGUAUUAUCUCAUAUUUAAGGUCUUGCAGAAUCAAGGUAUGGACUCUCUAUUAUAUGGUAGACACUAACAUAAAGUGCCAGUGGUUCCAAGAUUUAUUUAUUUAUUUAUUUUUGAGAUUUCUAUGCCGCCCUACCCAAUGGCUCAGGGCGGCUAACAACAAGUUUAAAAAUUGAGUACAAUAAAACACUGUUACACAUAUAGUAAAUUCUGGUGCUACAAAAGCCUACAUAGAAAUACAUAGAAAAAAAGAUGAAUAGGAUGGUAUCCAGAAUAAUUAUUAUUAAUUAAACCUGUAGCUCUUUCUGGACGAGAUUCUCAAUCUUGCAUAUCAAGCAGGUUCACAGAACAGUAAAGGGUUUGUUUUGUUUUGUUUUAACAAAAGUCAAGCUAUAGCUUAGGCUUCAUCUUUCAUAAAAGAAUUCACUGAGCACUUAAACUACAAAGUACUUUCUUCCACUUUGGUGCAUUCUGAAGAUACUGAAAAAUGUGCAGAUGUUAUGUGUCUCAAAGACACAUAGUAGGGCUAUUCGUGCUUACUAAAACUUCUUACAUAUGCUUAAAAGCUUUUUUUUGCACAGCACUUUGAUCCCUUGUGAACAUUGCUAGGAGCCAGUCUUCCUGGUGUCCAUACUGUCCUGUUUCAAAAAUAUGAGGUGGUCAUUUUGUCUUUACGAAAAGAUGUCAGUUCUCUUGUGCUGUAAAACCAUCAUCAGAAGAAGUUUGGAGAUUUCCAUUUGUUAUUCUGAUGAUUUUCCUAGAGUUUUAUAAACUGUGCCUCCAUGAGUGUCAUCCCACAGACAGAUUUCAGUAUGACGGCAAGUUGGUAUUUGCUUACUUCAGAUGUGUGUUGCAUUCAGUUUUAGCUUUCCAGUAAUCAGGGUGUAUUUUAUAUUCCCUUUAUCUUUAGAACACACUUUAUGUACUUGAAUUAUUUCUCAAUCAACAUGUAUUUAUACCUAGCAUUUCAUGCAUCUCAUGUAAUAAACAGCCUGUUGCCCUUGAGAGUUCUUGCCACAAUAAACUGGUCCAUCUCCAAGGUGUUAUGGAAUAUUGUCUGCUCGCUGAUACAGACUAAUAACAUCCUACUUUUUAUAAAAAGUAGUACAAAUGGCCCACCAAUCAUGCUUAAGGAUAUAUUUAUUGCUCAGCAAAUCACACUCCACAUUUCAAGAGCAUGACAGAAGAUGCUGUCACAGUGAGAGGUUCUAUGUAUGCACACUUCUUCAGAUACCCAGAAUUAAACUUUGUGGGUCUUAAUAGUACCACUGGACUCAAACUUUAUUCACAAAGAACAAUGACUUUAAAAGAUUCCGACAUACAUGCAAUCUUGAGUUUUCUUUCAUUGGUUCUCCAUGCAUGA